CCUUGAGUCGCGAUAAGUAUAUCCCUAUCCUCUUUCGUCUUCCACCCCCACUCCACAACACCCUGGCCAGCAAUUUCUUAGUGUAAAUUCAUCGAUCAAUCAACAUUUGAGGUUUCCUAAUGUUAAUCCCAUGAUUGCGAUCGUUGCUUUUGCUACCUAAAUUCAAACAUUUAAAUAAUUGAGAAAAGAAAAUCACCCAAAUUCCCAUUAUCCUUUCCCUCUAUCUCAUCCAUCUUCAAGAAGCACCAACGCUUUAGGGUUUCUCACUUUUUGACCCAUCACGCUAGUGAAUUGAUAAAUCUUCCAAAUUUCCAGCUUUCGCCUUUUGCAGAGUUGAAUUGAAUUCUGGGUUUUGGAGUUUUUUUUGAAAUUUUUGUUGCUCAGUGAUUAUACACUUAGGAAUAUAGGAAAAGGUCGAAUUUUUUUAAGCUUCGCAAGAAUUUUGGCGUUAUUUAAAAAGGCUCUACAUUAACAUUAACAUUUGUAACUCAACAUUAAACCAUCGAUUGAAGAUGAUGAGAGCUUUGAUCAAAUCUUCAAGACUGAUUUACUCACAAUUUCGCUAUCAUGAAGUAAAAAGAGUGUUAUCAAAUGCAAAUCCAAGAUUAUUUGAUCUAAAAUAUGAUACUCAUACAUAUAAUUGUGGACAUUCAUCGCACAUUUUUUCAAGAGCGAUGUCUGCUGAUGCUGCUAAAGUAAAUUAUGAAGAGGUGAAGAGAAGUGGACCUCUUGUGGAAUAUGAACGAAGAAUCAAUGCUGGAGAACUUGAAGAUGGUGAUAAUUGUCAGAUAGGAACCUUAAGAGAAAUUCAAAGACUCUAUGAGGAACUUGGUAACUCUGCUCAUGUGUGUCAUCUGGAUCUUAAUUCUGAUUCUGGGAAAAAGGCGAGGAGUAGGUGGUUAUGGUCACGUUUUAUGCCUCAAUCUUCAGUGUCACCAGUGAAAGGACUUUAUCUCUAUGGAGGAGUUGGAACUGGAAAAACCAUGUUGAUGGAUUUAUUUUAUGAUCAAUUGCCUUGCAAUUGGAGGAAAAAGAGGAUUCAUUUUCAUGACUUUAUGUUGAAUGUUCACAGCCGUUUACAGAGGCACAAAGGGGUGUCUGAUCCGCUUGAAGUUGUUGCAGGCGAGAUUUCUCAUGAAUCUGUUUUGUUAUGUUUAGAUGAAUUCAUGGUUACUGAUGUAGCCGAUGCUAUGAUAUUAAACCGAUUAUUUAAACAUCUUUUCAGCAAUGGUGCUAUACUUGUUGCUACAUCUAAUCGAGCUCCUGAUAACCUUUAUGAACGUGGAUUACAAAGAGAUCUUUUUCUACCCUUCAUUUCCACACUAAAGGAUAGAUGCAUAGUAAAUGAAAUCGGUUCAUCUGUAGACUAUAGGAGAAGAACCUCGGCGGAAGAAGGUUUCUACUUCAUACAAAAUGGUACAUCCGAUUUCCUUAUGCAAAGGUUUAAAGAGUUGAUAGGGGAACAUACGGCUCAUCCUCAAGAGGCUGAAGUUGUUAUGGGAAGGACACUUCAGGUACCUUUGGGUGCCAAUGGAUGUGCAUAUUUUCCAUUCGAGGAGCUUUGUGACAAACCUCUUGGUGCUGCUGACUAUUUUGGAUUGUGUAAGAAUUUUCACACCUUGGCUUUGGAUGGUGUCCCAAUAUUCGGUCUCCACAAUAGGACCGCAGCAUAUCGAUUUGUCACAUUAGUUGAUGUAAUGUACGAGAAUAAAGCCCGGUUGAUGUGUACGGCUGAGGGGACUCCGUUUGAAGUUUUUGAAAGAAUCGUGACGGUUGCAGAUGCUCAUAACAUAGCACCAAGAACCUCAUCAAGAUCAAGGAAAAAUGACGAUUUUGACCUUUGUGUUGACAACGAAUUGGGCUUUGCAAAAGAUCGCACCAUUAGUAGGUUGACAGAAAUGAAUAGCAAAGAGUAUCUUGAGCAACAUAGUGAAAUGAUUACACACAACAAUGAGAAUGUGGUGCAUGCGUAACACAAAUGAUAGUGAACAUUAUACAAAAAUCAUAAUUGCAAUUCAAGAUGUUAAUUUAGGAAUAAAGGUAGCCAUGUUUGAUGAUUGUGUAUGAUUAGUAGGUGGGCCUUUAGUUUCAUUUGUAACAUUUUACUUGUCAUGUUUAUAUGACCUAAUUAUGGGCCCCAUUUAUUUGAUAUGCAUAAAUGAGAGUGGAAUCUUAUGUAGAAUACAUCAUUUGUAAUUGAAAGUGUUUUAUGGGUGAA
Lactuca sativa (garden lettuce) is the source of this 2218-nucleotide messenger RNA. RefSeq lists its product as uncharacterized. NCBI's taxonomy places the organism in Eukaryota, Viridiplantae, Streptophyta, Magnoliopsida, Asterales, Asteraceae. Gene Ontology annotation, molecular function: ATP binding; ATP hydrolysis activity. The record is from RefSeq and is a predicted model, not a curated record. Gene Ontology annotation, cellular component: chloroplast; mitochondrion; cytoplasm.